GAUCAAACCAGCAUUACCCGACACCCACUGCCCACUGGCUGACUGAGCUACGUCGUCGUCGUCAUCAUCAUCACAAGCUUGAUUUUCUUUUUGAAACACGCCGAGAAGUAAACAGAUCGAUCAUACACAACAAUUUUCUUAGUCGCUGUGUGAAAUUUUGUUUUCUGUUGCGAAUUGGAGCAGAUACGUAAUGUCUAUUUGAUCCCUAGGAAGAUUUCGUUCAUUCACCUCUCGAUCGACCAGAAACCAGAUCUUAAUUCGGAAUCAAUCAAUACAGAUCUGAUCUACCUGGCCCCGGAUAAUUGAUGGCAGGGGCGGCCUCUGCGCUGUUCCUCCUCGACAUCAAAGGCCGUGUUCUGGUGUGGCGCGACUACCGUGGCGACGUCUCUGCAGUUCAGGCCGAACGUUUCUUCACCAAACUGAUUGAAAAAGAGGGUGAUCAAGAUUCUCAAGAUUCUCAAGGUCCAGUUGUCUAUGAUAAUGGUGUCACUUAUAUGUUCAUACAACACAGCAAUAUAUAUCUAAUGAUUGCUUCGAGACAGAACUGUAAUGCUGCUAGUCUUCUCCUAUUUCUACACCGUUUAGUUGAUGUGUUUAAGCAUUACUUUGAGGAGUUGGAAGAGGAAUCACUUCGAGAUAACUUUGUUGUAGUGUAUGAGUUGCUUGAUGAAAUGAUGGACUUUGGUUACCCUCAAUUCACUGAAGCUAAAAUCCUUAGUGAGUUCAUCAAGACUGAUGCAUAUAGGAUGGAAGUUUCACAGAGACCUCCCAUGGCUGUUACAAAUGCUGUCUCAUGGCGUAGUGAAGGAAUACAUUACAAAAAGAAUGAGGUGUUUUUGGAUGUUGUGGAGAGUGUGAAUAUGCUCGUGAACAGUAAUGGGCAAAUAGUUAGAUCAGAAGUCGUUGGUGCAUUGAAGAUGCGAACUUAUUUGAGUGGUAUGCCUGAGUGUAAGCUUGGACUGAAUGAUAGAGUAUUAUUGGAGGCACAAGGACGAACUACAAAGGGAAAAGCCAUUGACUUGGAUGACAUUAAGUUCCACCAAUGUGUGCGAUUGGCUCGUUUUGAAAAUGAUAGGACAAUAUCAUUUGUGCCUCCUGAUGGAGCGUUUGACCUGAUGACAUAUCGACUUAGCACUCAGCUAGGAGUCAAUUCAAGGAGCGAAGCACUGCAACAAAUGUCGAAAUUGAAUUGCCUGUGCCAGCGGAUGCUACUAACCCUAAUAUUCGAACUUCCAUGGGAUCUGCUUCCUAUGCACCAGAAAAACGAUGCUCUCUCCUGGAAAAUUAAAUCUUUUCCAGGUGGUAAGGAAUAUAUGUUGAGAGCCGAGUUUAGUCUUCCGAGUAUAACAGCGGAAGAAGCGGUCCCCGAGAGAAAAGCUCCUAUCCGUGUCAAAUUCGAGAUACCAUAUUUUACGGUCUCAGGAAUUCAGGUUCGUUAUCUGAAGAUUAUUGAAAAGAGUGGUUACCAAGCUCUUCCGUGGGUUCGAUAUAUAACAAUGGCGGGUGAAUACGAACUAAGACUUAUGUGAAUUGUUUGUUUGUUUGUUUGUUGUUGUUUCAUGCACUUAUUAAAGGAAACUUGUAACUUGUCAUCAUGUUGUUUACUUACAAAAAAAAAAAACCUUGUUUUUGUGUAUUUUUUUGGAACCUCAAAUCUGUAAUUACAUUUUGGACAUUUCUACUUUAU
Molecule: messenger RNA, 1687 nt
Organism: Lactuca virosa
Lineage: Eukaryota; Viridiplantae; Streptophyta; Magnoliopsida; Asterales; Asteraceae
Source: the annotation of a GenBank genome assembly